This is a messenger RNA of Chelonus insularis, 1178 nucleotides long. It is a transcript of the gene Uch-L5, whose product is annotated as ubiquitin carboxy-terminal hydrolase L5. Bases 204 to 1142 code for a protein of 312 amino acids. NCBI's taxonomy places the organism in Eukaryota, Metazoa, Arthropoda, Insecta, Hymenoptera, Braconidae. The record is from RefSeq and is a predicted model, not a curated record. Gene Ontology annotation, cellular component: cytoplasm. Gene Ontology annotation, molecular function: cysteine-type deubiquitinase activity. Gene Ontology annotation, biological process: ubiquitin-dependent protein catabolic process; protein deubiquitination. The transcript has 6 exons.
AUUUUUAUCUCAUUCCAUUCAAUUGUGUGAAGGACUUAACUUCAACAGACUUUGUAAUAGUCGAAAUGUGUUAACAAAAAAACUAAACAAAAUAGUUUUGUUAUUAAGAAAACUCUAAAUCAUCCUUAUAUGUUAUUAGUUACUUAUUUCAAUAAGUUCUUUUUUGAUCAUUAAUUUCUAUUACUUUAUCAAAAUAUUAAAAUAUGGGAGAUUCUGCAGGAAAUUGGUGUCUCAUUGAAAGUGAUCCCGGUGUUUUUACUGAAUUAAUUCGUGAAUUCGGUGCAAAAGGUGUCCAAGUUGAAGAAUUAUGGAGUCUUGAUGAUGAACAAUUUGAAAAUCUUAAACCUAUUCAUGGAUUAAUUUUUCUGUUCAAAUGGUUCCAAGAUGAUGAACCAGCGGGAACUUUAGUUCAAGAUAACAGAUUAGACAAAAUAUUUUUUGCCAAACAGGUUAUCAAUAAUGCUUGUGCAACACAAGCUAUUGUUAGUGUUCUUUUAAAUUGCAAACAUCCUGAUGUAUCAAUUGGGCCAAAUUUAGAAGAAUUCAAAAACUUUUGUCAGAGUUUUGAUGCUACAAUGAGAGGUCUUGCACUUAGUAACUCUGAUAUAAUACGUGAAGUCCAUAAUUCUUUUUCCAGACACACUCUAUUCGAAUACGAUUCAAAACAAGCAACAAAAGAUGAAGACGUUUUUCACUUUGUCAGUUAUAUUCCGAUUGAUGGGAGAUUAUAUGAGUUAGAUGGACUUGAAGACGGACCCAUGGAUCUAGGUCCUUGUCCUCCAGGCGAUCAAUGGGUUCAAGCUGCUAAACCUAUUAUUCAAAAAAGAAUUAACAAAUAUAAUGAAGGGGAAAUUCAUUUUAAUUUAAUGGCUAUUAUAUCAGAUAGAAAAAUGCUUUAUGAAAGACAAAAAGCCAACACAACUGAUCCAUCAGAAAUAGCACGACUGCAAUUAUUAAUCGAAGAAGAAAAUAACAAAUCAAAGCGUCAUAAAUUAGAAAAUAUUCGUCGCAAACAUAAUUACCUUCCUUUAAUAAUUGAAUUAUUAAAAGUUUUAGCUAAAGAUGGAAAGCUCCUUCAUCUUUAUCAAAAAGCUAAAGAAGUUGCGAUCGAAAAAGAAUCAAGAAAAACGAAGAUUAAUUAAUUAUCCUUUUGUAAUAAAUAUAAGGAAUUAUAAAUG